UAUAAAAGGACUGAAAUAAAUCAAGGCAUUAAACAGAAAAAAAUCACUGAUCUUGAUAAAAGUGGUGAAAAAUAAGGCUUUACAGCUAAACCAGAGACUGUUUGCAAUAACUUAAAAAAUUUCAGCUCAGCAGGAACAGGAACUGAUGGGUCAAGACUGAAGAAGGAAACUAAGAACCAUGAGAGUAGUGAUAUUUUACCACAUCCAAAAAAGGAGCUGUUUCAGUUAGAGAAGAGCUUUGAUAACAGAAACAGGAAACAUCAGAGCUGCAGCAUGAUGGCCGGUCGCAUGUGGUUCUGCUUCUUCGUCCUCUCUCUGCAGGUUGGGAGCAGUGGUUCUUUCAAGGAAAUUAACCAUUACUAUUGGCUACCUGGAGAAAACCUCUCCAUGACAUGCUAUCUCUCACCUGGACCAUGGCGGAUUUUCUGCAGAGAAAACUGCCAAGGAGAAAACGUUCUUAUUAACACAACAUCCAAUAAAGAAACAAGUGGAAGAAUCAGCAUUGAAUAUUCUGAAAGAGUUCAUGACAAGUCUUAUAAUUUAACUGUGAAAGUCUCUAAUSUGACCCAUUCUGACUCUGGACUGUACAGAUGUGGUCUGACUGACUCUCCUUCUACAUUCAUAAAAUUCAAAGCUGUUGUUGCAGAAGCUCUGCUGGAUGGAGGCAAAGAUCAUCACCUCUAUAAAGAAGCUGGCAGCUCACUGACAGUCGCCUGUUCCUUUGGUUCCUCUGGAAAAACAUUAUAUUUCUGCAGAGGAGAAUGUGAAGAAGAAGAAAACAUUCUUGUUUACACCAAUGGAGUCAGAGCUCAGGGCGGCAGAUACAGCAUUGGUCAUAGAAGACACAAAUCUUCAGAUGUUUUUUAUGUGACCAUUAAGAAUCUGACCCAAUCUGACUCCGGACGAUACAGAUGCCUUUCAAGUUUAAACUCUGGGAAAAAACCUUACCUGGAUUUUAACGUCUUUGUCUCAGAUGCUCUGCUGGAUGGAGGCAAAGAUCAUCACCUCUAUAAAGAAGAUGGCAGCUCACUGACAGUCGCCUGUUCCUUCGGUUCCUCUGGAAAAACAUUAUAUUUCUGCAGAGGAGAAUGUGAAGAAGAAGAAAACAUUCUUGUUUUCACCGAUGGAGUCAGAGCUCAGAGCGGCAGAUACAGCAUUGGACAUGACAGAAACAAAUCUUCAAAUGUUUUUUAUGUGACCAUUAAGAAUCUGACCCAGUCUGACUCUGGACGAUACAGAUGCCUUUCAAGUUUAAGCUACUCGACAAAUUCACAUGUGGAUUUUAAUAUCACCGUUUCAGAUGUCUCCUCUGAAACCACUGAUCCGUCACCUCUGGACCAGAAUUGCAGAGCAACAUCUACAGCUCUUCCUCUGAUUGUGAUUGUUGUGACUCUGGCCGUCGUCGUCGUCCUGCUGUCAGCUGCUCUGAUUGUUUCCUACAGGAAGAGAUCUCUGAGAGGUUUGGAGAUGAGAGGCUCUGGCAGCCAACUAAUGGAGACUGUCGCCUAUAAGCAGAGCCCCUCUGGAGACUUGAUUUAUGAGAACUUUGAAUCUUCCAGCAACAACCAGAAGGAGAACUGAUCAGAUACACAUGGAGCUAAAAGAAAUUCAGAUUGUGAAAAAACAUUUUGUCCCUCAUUUCACAGAGAAACUCAGAUGUUACAUAUAUAGAGUGAAAUAUUUCCUUUAUUUCUUGUCAUUUGGAUUAUUCUGACUCGCAGAAUUAAAACCCAAUAUUUAUUUUCUCAGAUCAAUAAAAAUUAUAUUUUAUCAGAGAGGCCAGUUCUGGAAGUCCAGGCUGUUCUGACUGAACCUUCAGCUCAUCUGCGUCGUUGGUUCUGGUGUCUCUCAUCUUCCUCUGAUCAAUACUCCAUAGAUCCUCUGUGGGUUAUUGAUCAGGGCAGCUUUUGUUGCCAUGUGACUCCAGGUUCAGUCCAGUCCUGGUGAAACUUCCUCAGAUUUUUUAUUAGUUUUGUUUGAUAAUCCUCACACCAUAAUCAGCUGAUUAGGAUAUGACAUCAUGAGUUUCCUAAAUGUAACUUUUUCACAAUGUUCAUUUUUAUUAGAUCUACCUGUAAAUACUGUUAUGACCCAAAUGAAACUCUGGAUUCAACCUUAAAUUCUGGUUCUGCUUAACAAAUAAUAACUGCCUGAAGAAAAAUAAAAUAAAAUUAAAGAAUAAUUUGAGUUCUUCUGCUUUUAUUUUCUAGAGAAAAAGUUUUGUGUUUAAAUACCAUUGAGAAUUUACUGAUUUUAAUCUUCUACAUUUUCAAUUCCAAUUUAUAAAAAUAAUAAUGAUUAAAAAAUUUAAGAGAAGUAACAUAAUGCAUUAGUGUAUUAGUAACAUGCCUCUCUGCAUGCGCACUUUUUUGUCUGUCAGAUUAGUUUUGUACAUUAUUCUGUAAUCAAACAUUUAAAUUUUUGUGAAUAAUCCUCAGCUUUCCUUUUUUUCUGCCAAUUUUGCUUUCUGUUGUCAGCUUUUAGCUGUUUUAGUCCCGUGGAUGGACGUCAUGGUCCUGUAGAUUUUUUUUCAUGAACGUUGUUCAGAUUAUAAACCUUAAAAAAAUUAUCUUUUCCCAGCUAUUUG
Poecilia reticulata (guppy) is the source of this 2587-nucleotide messenger RNA. The record is from RefSeq and is a predicted model, not a curated record. NCBI's taxonomy places the organism in Eukaryota, Metazoa, Chordata, Actinopteri, Cyprinodontiformes, Poeciliidae.